Messenger RNA from Ziziphus jujuba (common jujube), 890 nucleotides. RefSeq names its product early nodulin-like protein 20. NCBI's taxonomy places the organism in Eukaryota, Viridiplantae, Streptophyta, Magnoliopsida, Rosales, Rhamnaceae. Gene Ontology annotation, cellular component: plasma membrane. The record is from RefSeq and is a predicted model, not a curated record. The transcript is spliced from 2 exons. Bases 53 to 586 code for a protein of 177 amino acids. Gene Ontology annotation, molecular function: electron transfer activity.
AGAGAGAGAGAGAGAGAGAGAGAGAGAGAGAGAGAGUUUUGUGAAGAAAAUAAUGGAGGUUUUAAGGUUGACGAAAAUGGGGGUGGUGUGGAUUAGUACUGUUUCAAUGAUGAUGGUGAUUAUGGAGUUGGGAAAUGGUGAAGAACUUCAUUACGUUGGAGGUGGGAAGACUACUUGGGCACCUGGCAUUAACUUCUCCGAUUGGUCUUCUCGUCAGCAAUUCUACAAGGGCGAUUGGCUUUAUUUUGGGUUCGAUAAGGCGAGAUAUAACGUACUGGAGGUGAACAAGACAAGCUAUGAAAACUGCAUAGACCAAGGCUUCAUUAAAAACAUAACAAAAGGUGGGAGAGAUGUGUUUCAGCUGACAGAGACCAUUACAUAUUACUUUUUGAGUGGUAAUGGUUACUGCUUUCAAGGAAUGAAAGUUUCUAUCAAUGUUCAAGAUGCUCCGACCAAUCUGCCACCGUCACAUCCACCUAAAACUGCUUCUGCUUCUUCUUCUUCUUCUUGUUCUUCAAUAUCCCACAUCAUCACCCCCCUUUUGUUACUAUUUCCCACGGCUUUCUUUCCAACCUUCUUCUCUUAAGUUGCAUGGUACUAAGAAAUAUAUGUACAUGUAUACUCUUUUUUAUUUUUCUUUUUUCUGAUUAAUGGUGGAGUAGGAUUUGGUAUAAUUUGUUUGAGGUUGGGGUUGUGCUCUGUCUUUUCACUAUGAUUUAAAAGAUUUAACUAAGGUUUUAAAGAUACUUAUGUGUAUAACUGUAAGAAGAAUCCUUAAAAGAUCAUUUAAUUUUUCUGCAAAUAUAUUGGUGUGAUUAAAUUAUUAUGAUUUCCUAUACCAACUACUUCAUACAUACAUUGUGCACAAUGUUUUGAGGAAAUAACAUUAA